This is a messenger RNA of Fundulus heteroclitus (mummichog), 1929 nucleotides long. RefSeq names its product interferon stimulated exonuclease gene (gene isg20). The record is from RefSeq and is a predicted model, not a curated record. NCBI's taxonomy places the organism in Eukaryota, Metazoa, Chordata, Actinopteri, Cyprinodontiformes, Fundulidae. Gene Ontology annotation, molecular function: exonuclease activity; nucleic acid binding. Gene Ontology annotation, cellular component: nucleus. The transcript is spliced from 4 exons. Bases 156 to 1154 code for a protein of 332 amino acids.
UGGCGCUGGCAGGUAGCGCUUAUCCCGACAAACCAGAAACGAGGAAGAGAACGAGCCAAUCAGGUGAAGUCAGGGGGAACUCGUCCGGGCAUGUUCUAGUUGGACACGUGCUGCUGUAGAAGGUGUGAUCAUGAGACACCUGCCGUCAUUACGUGAUGUCCCAGGCGUCAGGAAGAAAUAGAGGCUCUGCCUCACGGGGCCUCCUGGGCAACUACAGGUAUCUGUGCAAGAAAUCCAUGCUGAUGCGAGCGAUGGAGAGCUCAAGAGCCAGGAAGAAACACCACCAUAUGAGGAUGGUGUCCGGCGGGAGGACGAAGAGAAGCGGCUCCCCGCGUGACCCGCUGGGUACCGGCGAACACAUGAAGAGAGCCAAGUUAGGUGAUCCAACCCAGGGAGGCCAAAGCGCGUCGGAGCCUGACCCCCGCACUGUGACCUCUGCCCCUGGAGACAGCUGGGAGGUGGACAGUGGUUUCUCUGAAAGCAGCCCCCCAGCCAGCGGGCGCAGCUCGCCCUGCCCCGCCUCGGCGGUGGUGGCGCUGGACUGCGAGAUGGUGGGGACCGGGCCGGGGGGCCGGUGCAACGAGCUGGCCCGCUGCAGCGUCCUCGACUAUCACGGCAACGUGUUGUACGACCGGUACGUCCGGCCGUGCCAGCCCGUCACCAACUUCCGGACGCCGUGGAGCGGGAUCCGCAGGCAUCACCUCCACAACGCCGUGCCCUUCGCUCAGGCCCGAGAGGAGAUCGUCGCCCUACUGGAAGGCAAGGUGGUGGUGGGCCACUCGGUCUACAACGACUUUGAGGUGCUGAACCUGGACCACCCCGGCCACAUGGUCAGAGACACGAGUUCAGCGCGCCUCCUGAGCCGACUGGCUGGAUUCCCUCGCGGACGCUGCCUUUCCCUUAAGCUGCUGGCCAGCAAGCUGCUGAGCCGGACCAUACAGGCUGGGAGACGAGGCCACUGCUCGGUGGAGGACGCCCAGGCCGCUCUGGACCUCUAUAAGCUGGUGGAGGGCGAGUGGGAGCAGGAGAUGGAGAGGAGGCUGCGAGACGACGAAGACGACGGCAGCGCUCCGCACGAGCCGGGCCACAGCUCCUCAGAUCACUACAUGCAGGACGAGUUCUGGCCAGAUGAGGUGUUAGCAGACGCCCUGUAGGGACCGCCCAGAACCCCAUGAGUGGAAGAUAUGAUCACAGCGGAUCCGUCAGCUGGAGCGCACUGAUUUAGUCAGCCAACAUGUUAAACAUGUUCUAAGGUGAAAAGGCAUUGCAGCAAGUAAAGCAAGACUUUUUGCACCAACACAGCAUUUUGUCUGUGCUUAUACGGACUUUGGUCGUAUUUAUUUGGAGGAAUUUGAUCGUGUUUGAAAGAGGAAGUUUACAUUUCUGUAGAAGCUGCUCUUCUUUAUAGGUCAACCGUUUGGCCCUCUUAGGAGUGGAUGUAUGAGUGCUGCUGGGCUUUCAGUGCAAUUAUUCCUCACAGCGCCGUGAGAAGCAUUCAACAGCAUAUUUCUGCAUUACUGCUGGAAGUGGUGCUGUUAAAGUAGGAGGAACUCUGGACUUCUUUCUGUUUUCAAACACCGUAUAAACGGGACGGUGAACCUUGGCAGAGCGCGUCUUCACAUCCAGCCGUUAACGGGCCGCUUUGCUCCGCCCCGAUCGGCCCCCACAAGUCCAACUGAUUUCAGCCCGCUGCUUCCUGGUGUGACGACGGCACCGGUCCACUGCCUGCCAGCAGCAGGUUCAACCUGAACCAGACCCACAGCAGCCACAACGGGAGACCAGUUCUGCUGGUUUCAGCCUGGUUCACAGCCUGGUUUAUAGCCGUUCACACACGGCCCGCCGUUUGCUCUGAUGUGAAAACUGUACUCCUCUGGUUCCACGUUGCUUCUCAGUGUUCAAGUUAAAUAAAGAAGAAUCUGGUCAAUAUCA